This is a messenger RNA of Meloidogyne enterolobii, 300 nucleotides long. NCBI's taxonomy places the organism in Eukaryota, Metazoa, Nematoda, Chromadorea, Rhabditida, Meloidogynidae. The record is from the annotation of a GenBank genome assembly.
AUGUAUGAUCGCGAUGAAUACAUCGAAGUACUCUUUGACAAUCUUGAUCCUGACACUGUUUUACAAUAUGCAAAACAAAGUAGAGCAACUUUGGAGACUUAUGGAGAACCCUAUGAUUAUGGCUCAAUUAUGCAUUAUUCACUACGUGCAGGAACGAAGUAUGGCUUACGUGCUUUUCGAGUACUUGGAUCAUACGAUGAGAACGCUAUUGGUAAAUACAAAACUCCAAGCCGUAUAGACAUACGUAAGCUCAACAAGUUAUACGGAUGCUCUCAAACCGACACGGCCGAUUCGAGGUAG